Molecule: messenger RNA, 1724 nt
Organism: Helianthus annuus (common sunflower)
Lineage: Eukaryota; Viridiplantae; Streptophyta; Magnoliopsida; Asterales; Asteraceae
Product: ADP-ribosylation factor GTPase-activating protein AGD5
Exons: 11
Coding region: 165-1577 (470 amino acids)
Molecular function (GO): GTPase activator activity
Source: RefSeq, a predicted model, not a curated record
AGAAAGGGCGUGGAGCCCAUGAGACACCGACCCGAAAAUCCUCCACACGUAACAGAAACCAAAACGAAACGGAAAUUACAACCUCCAGAAUAUUCCGAUCUAUUUCAGAUGAUCAUCAUCAUCAUCGUAUAAUCCAGAUUUUUGUUAAUCGAUUGGUGAAUAAUAUGAAUCACAAGGCCAACGUAUCCAAGGAGCUUAAUGAACGCCACCGAAAAAUACUCGAAGGGCUUCUUAAAUUGCCAGAGAACAAAGAAUGCGCUGAUUGCAAAGCGAAAGGUCCUCGAUGGGCUAGCGUGAAUCUUGGCAUCUUUAUAUGCAUGCAAUGUUCUGGAAUCCACAGAAGCCUUGGAGUUCACAUAUCAAAGGUGAGAUCGGCUACACUGGACACAUGGCUUCCGGAACAGGUUGCGUUUAUCCGGUCAAUGGGAAAUGCGAAAUCAAAUAGUUAUUGGGAAGCAGAACUACCUUCAAAGUACGACAGAGUUGGCAUCGAGAAUUUCAUUCGCGCAAAGUAUGAAGAAAAAAGAUGGGCUGCUAGAGAUCAAAGACCAAUUUCACCUUCUAGAUUUCAAGAAAAUAAAGCCUCUACACAAUGGCAAAAACAUGAAUCCUCUAUAUCUGAUAAUAAGAAGAGAUUUCACUCAUUUCAGACACAAAGUACAAAGAGCAACAUUUGUGCUACAAAAAUCACUCUCCCUGUGCCUCCAAAAGCAUCGGACGUGGUACGGAAAGCUGAGUCAGCAGUUGUAUCUGUUGAUAAUGUAAAGGAGGCUGCUGAAGUGGUCUCUCCUAAAGUGGAGGUUGCUACUGAUCUUUUCGACAUGCUUUCUAUGGACGCUGAUCCUGUUAAGAAUGGUUCGAAAGCAACUCCUGUAGAUGAUUUAUGGGCAGGAUUUGAAUCUGUUGGCGAAACAUCGGAAACAGAUACAGCAAGUGCUUUGAAACCUAACAAGUCCAAAUCCGCUUCUGAAAUUCAGGAUUUAUUCAAAGAUCCACCUCCAGUUUCUCAAAACAAUGCAUCAGAAAAGCCUCAGAAGGAUGUUAAAAGCGAUAUUAUGAGCCUUUUCGAGAAGCAGGGUAAUACAACCACAUCAUAUACUCUUCAUCAUCAGCAGCAGCUUGCCAUGCUGGCACAACAACAAUCCUUAAUUAUGGCAGCUGCCGCUAAAUCAGGUGGAUUGCCUAAAUUUUCCGGAAACUGGCAACAGCCACUGCCUGUUGGUACAAAUUUACCGAAUCAAAAUUGGCCAACCGGUUACCAAAUUCCGGGAAUGAUGAUGCCGGCUGGCGGAAAAGAGGAACUAGAAAAAUACUUUCGGCAGAUGAGAAACAUGGGAGCAACAAAUUCAGACGGAUUAUCAGUUCAGGUUCCAACAUCCAGCAGCUUUUACGCUACGGGGCUAAGUGGGAUGCCACUUUCUGGAUCGAUGACUCAAAAUGCGUCUUUUAACAAAGUAGGCACAUCUGGACCGUCAAAAUCACAAUCUUCUUCACCAACAUCAUCCUUGUCUCCUACACGAUCUGCCAAAGACUAUGAUUUCUCUGCAUUGACCCAAGGGAUGUUCUCAAAACCAUAAUCUAUUUAUUGUUUCUUUGUGCAAGUUUUAUAGUAUACCAUAAAUUGUUAGUCUAAAAGAAAAAGAUAUAUCGGUAAAUGCAGACUAAUUGUAGAAAACUUGAUUUCAGUUUCUUUCUCAUGACAUAUUUACAUUUUCUCAUUUUCC